This is a messenger RNA of Linum tenue, 5683 nucleotides long. NCBI's taxonomy places the organism in Eukaryota, Viridiplantae, Streptophyta, Magnoliopsida, Malpighiales, Linaceae. The record is from the annotation of a GenBank genome assembly.
GAAAACGGAGGGCCGGCAGGUCGCAACGACGAGGAAAGGAAUUAUAUUCGAUUAGUCCGGCGAAACUUUUGGUCCGAGUGAGCAAGCGGGACCCACUUCCAACCCGAACGCUUAGCUAGCGACGCCACAACUCGACGAACUAACGAGCGUAACGAACUAAUUUCAGAAUCGCCGCUGGAGACUUGAUUUGGUCAUAUCAGUAUCCAUCCCCCAACGCCGCCGGGCGGCCGGAGGAAUUCGAAUUCCACACCGUCGGUAGGAAGAUUCACUUCCCGGAACAUCAGAAGGAAGCCAACAAAUCGGGCACGAUCAUCGUCUCCAUUGAACUGCCUGCCGGAGGAAUUUGAAAUUAAACCGGUGCGAGCCGGAGCAGCCGAAGGAAGGAAGGAACUCUAGCUUAUCGCAGUCGUCAUUCGUCCUUUGUUUGACUCAACAUGUUCUCUAAAUUCUUUCGUAAGAAUGCCAGUGUGGCGAAGCAACCUCAGCCUUCUGGUCAGGAAAAUGCAUCAAACGCGAUCUUAACUUCCAAAGACAUAAAUCCUCGGGUUAAUCUUCACUAUGGAAUUCCAUAUACCUCCUCUGUUAUGGCUUUUGAUCCUAUUCAAAGCCUUUUGGCAGUAGGAACACUGGAUGGGAGGAUAAAAGUGAUUGGCGGGGAUAACAUUGAGGGGCUUCUGGUGUCUCCUAAGCAUUUCCCAUUCAAGUACUUGGAGUUCCUACAAAACCAAGGUUUCUUAGUCAGUGUGUCAAGUGAAAAUGAGAUUCAGGUUUGGGAUUUAGAACAGAGACGGAUGACGUCUUCCUUGCGAUGGGAGUCCAGUAUAACUGCAUUCUCAGUGAUACAUGGAUCAAGCUAUAUGUAUGUUGGAGACGAGUAUGGUAUGGUGUAUGUGGUAAAAUAUAAUGCAGAAGAAGCAUCCCUUGCGCCUCUCCCAUAUUAUGUUCCGACAAGUGCAAUAGAUGGUAAUCAUAAACCUCUGCCACCCCUUUUGAUGAAAAAAGAGUGGAAGGAAGGGUUAUGUUCAAGAGCUUUCUGCAUAAGCUUCUUUUUUUGUGAUAAUUAUAGAAGCUUGUCCGAAGCAUCUGGAGGAUCUUCAUCUGGUCAACACUCUAUUGUAGGAGUUCUUCCCCAGCCAUCUUCUCAAGGAAAUAGGUUACUUAAGUCUUCCUCUUUUUGCAGAGUGUUAAUUGCUUAUGAUAAUGGAUUACUCAUUCUAUGGGAUGUGUCUGAGGAUAAAGUUGUCGUAGUUAAAGGGAAUAAAGAUCUUCAGUUGACGGGCAAAAUUGCUGUCAAUUCUCAAGAAGAAUUAUCACAGGAGGAGCCUUCAGAUGAUGAACAAUUGGAGAAAGAAAUAAGUGCUCUGUGUUGGACAUCUGGCAGUGGGACAGUUCUUGCUGUGGGUUAUGUUGAUGGAGACAUAAUGCUGUGGAACUUAUCAACAAGUGUUCCAUCUAAAGGAAACGAUGUUGUUAAGCUACAGUUAUCAUCAGAUGAGAGAAGACUACCAGUCAUUGUUUUGCAUUGGCGUCCAAAAAGAUCACGUGAUGACUGUUCUGGCCAACUCUUUGUCUACGGUGGUGAUGCAAUUGGCUCUGAAGAAGUUCUAACGAUUUUAAAUCUGGACUGGUCUGCCGGAAUUGGCAAACUAAAAUGCAUUGGACGAACUGACAUUACACUCGGUGGCUCUUUUGCUGACAUGGUUCUAUUCACAAGUGGUGCUUCAGUGAAUACAAGUGGGAUGUUGGUAUUGACAAAUCCAGGACAACUGCAUUUUUAUGAUAGUACUUGCUUGUCUUUUUUGACAUCAAAGGAAGAGAAAAAAUUUACUGUGUCUCCAAUUGAAUAUCCCAUGGCUAUACCUACUGCUGAGCCAAACAUGACUGCAGCAAGGCUUGGUUUGAUAUGUGUAGAUGGGAACCUUCUAAAGGCUUUAUCCGAGAAAAUUUCUGCUGCAAAAUUGAGAAGGGUUGAGGUUUCUGGAAAAUCAGCUUGGCCAUUGACUGGUGGCAUUCCUAGCCAAUUUUUGGAAGCUGAAAUUUAUAAAGUUGAAAGAGUUUAUAUAGCAGGAUAUCAAGAUGGGUCGGUCAGAAUAUUUGAUGCAACAUGUCCAACCUUUUCAUUAUACUGUGUCUUAGGACCCGAGGUCAAAGGUACAAGUAUUGCUGGUGCAAAUGCACCAGUAUCUGCACUGGCGUUUUGCUCCCCCAAGUUAACUUUGGCUAUUGGCAAUGAACUUGGUACGGUACUUUUAUACGAUUUGAUCAGGACUACUGAUGCAAUGCAGCUAAACUUCGUUACAGAAAAUGGAAAGGAAGUUUACACUGUGCGCGGAGGGGAUGAGCCUCACUGCACAGCCGUGUUUUCCUUCCAUACUUCACAUAUAAGCACUCUUCAAUUUCUGCAUUCUGGAUCCAGACUUGGUGUGGGAUUUCACUCUGGAAGGGUGGCAUUGCUUGAUAUUAACACAUACUCAAUUUUGUUCCUCACUGAUAGUAUGUCCAACUCGUGUUCUCCUAUCAAAUUACUGGAUAUGAGACCAUCAACAGAAACUACUAGUGUGAUUAAGGAUGUAGGGCAGAGUGAAUCCAAAUGUAUGGGUAACAAUGCCAAUCAGGAAGUUUUUGUUGUGACCAAGGAUGGGCAGUUUGUCCUUCUAGAUGGAAACACGGGCAAUAUCGUCUUUUCUCAGUCUUUGAAAGCUGAAGAAGAAUCGACUGUUAUUUCUAUGCAUAUCAUAGGUAAGUAUUGCAGGAUUUUUCACGACCUCCCCCAUGUAGAUAGUAGCAUGAUGGCGUGGGAAAGUGGAGCCACUCAUGGUAGUGAUAAUCCACUCAAUGCGGAUCAAGAAGCUACUUCAGGUGCAUCCAGUUGUGGGAAUAGAGCUGAGAGUUUCUUCCUUGUGCUUUCUUGCGAAAGUGCAUUGCACCUAUACUCUGUCAGUGCUCUUAAGGAGGGAGGUACAACCCCUGUUCAUACAGUGAAUCUUUCGAAGCCAUGUUGUUAUUCUAUAACUUUCAAGAAGGAUGGCAAAGUUGUUGGACUCAUUGUUAUUUAUCAGACUGGGGAAAUUGACGUGAGAUCUUUGCCGGACUUAAGAUUGGUGGGUGAAAGCAAUUUAAUGUUUAUUCUAAGGUGGAACUUCAAGACUAAUAUGGAUAAGAUGAUAUGUUCCUCCGAAAGUGGACAGAUAAUCUUGGUGAAUGGGUGCGAAGUUUCUUCAGUAUCUCUUCUGGCAUUUGAAAAUGACUUCAGGAUUCCUGAUUCUUUACCUGUCCUUCACGACAAAGUGAUUGAAGCUGCAAUUGAUGCUGCUGCCUACAAUUUGUCUCCGAGUAAGAAGGAUAAACAGGGUUCCCUACCUGGAAUUUUAGGUGGCAUCCUCAAGGGUUUACAGGGAGGUAAGGUGGAGGAGCAGAAAGUGGGGUUUCCUGAGGUUGGGAAGAGUAACUUGACACAUCUAGACACCAUAUUUUCCAACCCCCCAUACUUGAAGCCUUCUUCUGUGGACUUUGACGAGGAUGACCAAAACGAUGCCGUGGAACUAAGCAUAGAUGAUAUCGACCUUGAUUUUGACGAACAUGUGGUGGUGGAAGCAUCUUCCGCGAAGGAGAGCAACAACGAUAAGAAAGACAAGGGAAAGGAAAGGGAGAAGUUAUUUGAAGGUGCAACGACUGAUUCCAAGCCCAAAAUGAGAACAGUUGAAGAAAUCAAGGCACAAUACGGGAAGGAGGAUGCUGCUGGAGCAGCUGCACUUGCGAGGAACAAGCUAGCCGAGCGUGGUGAAAAACUUGAGCGGCUGAGCCUGCGAACAGAGGAACUGCGGAAUGGGGCCGAAAAUUUCGCAUCGAUGGCUCAGGAACUCGCUACACUAAUGGAGAAGCGUAAUAAAUGGUGGCGGUUAUGAUCAUCAGAUCUCGUACCCUGGACAAAAUAUCCGUGAACCAGCUUGCUUGGCUUUCAAGGUACAGGAGAAAAGAAGCCAUUGUUGGCCCUUCAUUUGGGUAGGGGCACUCUAAUUACUACACACACUGUACCCUAUUGCCACCCGAUCCCCGAACCCCUACAUUUUGACGUGUGCAUAAAGUAUUUGGCUAUUAAAAAUACAGUGACCGCGUGAGGGUCUGUAUUUAUCUGUCAUAAUGCAUAAUUAACAGACUUGUACAUUGUCAUUUGUGAAUACAAAGAGGGCGUGAACACAAUAUUCUGCCUUCAGUAACAGCCAUAUGACGACGACGUGGUUAGAAUGAAGAAAGAGUAUUUGUUCUGCAGACAGAAGAGCGACCUCUUAUUCACAAGCUAGAAGCCUUCCUCUUAGGAACUUUGCACGACAAAAGAAGUGCUUUCUUCUUACUGAUUUCCUGUGAUUAUGUGUCAUGCAUGAAUUGCAGCUGAAUGAUGAAUAGAAUGUGACACCAGCAACGUUGCAUUGACCUCUUUCACCCAACUUGAUUGGUCUGCAAUGGGGGAGCUGAGAACCUUUUGCGGUCCUCGACUCAUUAUACGAUCUCAAUAGCUUACAGAACGUACGGCACUCAUGAAUGAGGAUAUUCUGGAUCGAUCCUUGUUGAUUCCAUCAGAGCCACAAAUGCCACUGCUAACAUCUAUACCAUCAGGCUUGAGGGUUGCCAAGGCUUCAGAAACGUUUUCAGGGUUUAUCCCUCCUGCUAAUAGCCAGCCAUGCUUGCUUCUAAUUGAAGGUAACUUAAACUGAGUCCAGUUGAAUCCCUUUCCACUGCAAACAACAGUUGCGCUAUCAAUGAGAAUCCAGUCAACCAGAGAACUUUCUUCAUCUGAAAUUUGAUUUUGAAGCUCCCCAUCCUUGUUUGCAUGAAGAACAUAGACUAUUCGUGUAUCCUGAACUAAUUGUUUCAAAGCUUCCCGUGAACCACCCCCAUGAAGCUGUACAAAUUCAAGAUCAGCAACUUCUGCAGCUCUCAUUAUCGUUUCUGCAUCAUCGUCAACGAAUACACCAACAGGUUGUGCUCCAUUUUCCCUAGCAACUUUAGAAAUUUCUUUCGCAACCGAGAGUGAAAUUGAACGUUUAGAUUUGGGCCAUAGUAUCAUCCCAAUAAAAUUAGCUCCAGCUUCGGCAGCAAUUGCAGCAUCUCUAGCUGAUGUUAUCCCACACAUUUUAACCACUGGUGACCUCAUAUCACGUUCCUUACUAGCGCAAGAUACUUUCUCAGACAAGCAAGUAACUCCGGUCCUUGACCAACACUGAAUUUUCAGCCAUUUCAGUCUCCCAACCUUCACACCAGGAGCAAGCUGUCUUUGCAACCUGGAAAACCCAGGUUGUAAGUAACUCGCAGUGUUGAUGCUCAUCCCUUGCGCGCAGAAAUCGAAAAUGUCGAGCAAUCCCACCGGUGCCCCCCCUGCUUUAUAUUCAACCUGCCGCGUCGUCGUCUCCAGUCGGCGACAGCGACAAUCCAAUUCUGGCGAGUGCCGAUGGACGCCGCGUCGAGCUUAGCUCUCGUUUGUCCCUCGUUGCUUCUCUAUUCGGUGACUGCAGACUGCCGAAAUGAAGCACUAAACGGUGGAACGCCAAACUGGAAUGGGCGUAGAAGAAGAAUGUAGAGAAUGCCAGAAUGCAUUUCGUCACGGCAAAGCUUCAGUAGUUGAUAUGUUUUGCUGUAUAACACGCCGGAAUCCGGACCAACGCGGUGUCGUUUGGUUGAGUUGAUA